AUGCCUUCAUUCGUCAUCGAUCAGCCUCUGCCCGUCAUGGAGUCCAAGGAGUCUGACCAGUGGAGUUCCGGAAUCUGUGACUGCACCGAUGACAUGGCAGAAUGCUGUUUUGGAUUCUGGUGUUGUCCCUGCCAUGCCUGUAUACAUACAAGGGAGUACGGACCGUGUCUUUGUCUCCCUCUGCUGGACAUCUUCGGCAUCAUCCCACCCGUCACAAUGUCCAUGAGGGUGACCAUGCGCCAGCUCUACGGCAUCAAAGGCACCAUCUGUAACGACUGUGUGAACGCCACCUGCUGCAACUGCUGUGUCUGGUGCCAGAUGUCCAGGGAGAUGAAGAGCCGCAUCAUCCCCAUUGUCCUGGUCAGUGCUAGGAAGUAG
This is a messenger RNA of Salvelinus namaycush (lake trout), 378 nucleotides long. Its product is annotated as cornifelin homolog B-like. Bases 1 to 378 code for a protein of 125 amino acids. The record is from RefSeq and is a predicted model, not a curated record. Lineage: Eukaryota; Metazoa; Chordata; Actinopteri; Salmoniformes; Salmonidae. The transcript has 3 exons.